Molecule: messenger RNA, 8287 nt
Organism: Zychaea mexicana
Lineage: Eukaryota; Fungi; Mucoromycota; Mucoromycetes; Mucorales; Lichtheimiaceae
Exons: 17
Biological process (GO): regulation of GTPase activity
Source: RefSeq, a predicted model, not a curated record
GUGGACACACUCAUAGGACUUUCGACCUACCGAUUGCCGGUCGUUACUGAGGCUAUCGCUGACGCGUUGGAAAGAAUUCCGAUCAGCAACAAUCACCCAACUGUAUCAUUCAACGACGAAACUACACCAACGGAGAUGCUGCACUCUCAAUAUUUCCUUGUGUGCCUCAUGUCUGCAUGUCUCCAGCAAUGGCGCGAAAACAACCCGUCUGAUCUGACGGAUCAUCCAGAGGUAUCAACACAUUGCAUCCGAGCAACUGGACAUACCUCGACUGACUCUGUAGCACAGCGACCCGAUGUGGCGCUGGAUGAUAGGAUCGCACACCGCAUAUUAGCGAUCAUGGCACCUUUUUUGCGCCAACCGCCUCGUACGGCGACGGCUAUAAAUAGAGAGCUCGAACACCGAUCGCUGCUGAUGGGGAAACGCUUUAACAUGCAAGAAUCAAUUUUUACAGAGACAUACAACUGUGCAACAAUAAGCGAGCAUUAUACCGCUGAAACGCUACUACUGACGCGACUCUAUGUGCUCGCUGGCAGGGUCGUGUACUUCGUCAGUAUCAGUAACUGGUGCGUUACAUAUAUUAGAAUCAAAUCCAGGUUGGAAGCUCUAUCGUAUAAGCCUAGCAACGCAGAAGAAAUCCCACAGAUAGGCGAAGUGCAGUUUAUAGAGACUGUUGCAAUGAAUAAGGAACGAUUGAACAAGAUGCUUUAUGUACUUCAGCAUACAAUGGGGUCAAUGAAACCAUCAGUGCAGCGUAUGAUCAGCAUUAUUUUCUAUCGUGCAAUUUGGGGAUGGAUUGAAUCUUUUCAAGACGAGUUCGUGCAACUCUACCGGGAAAAGGGUCGAGUUGAUGGAAGUCCAGAAAUUUUAUUCAUGCUUUGCCGGGAUACUGCGAUGAAGAAAAGCAAAGAGACCCUUUGGCCAUUUCAGACUGCACUUCUUCUUAUCAGUCCUGGCCUUAUGGUAGAGACAGCCCAAUACAACUCGAUUGACUUUGUCCGAAUGAUCGAGAAGAUGGUGGUUGACGGUGAUAUGCGGAACGAAGAAGUAGCCUCACUUUGCGUAUUGGAUAUCUGUCGAGCUGCAUCAUACCUACAUGAAGAAUCUGCACUCUCCGUAUUACACCGACUCAACAUGACCGCUAAGAACAACCUUCAAGAACGACUUUUCGACAUUGAGCAUCCAAUAGCUGUUGAUAAGAUCUUCAUGACGUCCAAUGCACAAUACGGCUUGCCAGCGCAAGAGCAACGCGGUGGAAGACCGUUGGACAUCCAUUGCAUGCUGGUGGACGCAAUAACGACACUUUAUCGCCUGAACCCAAGAAACGCAGUAUACAGCGUCUUUCCCAUGUGUCUUGACAGCAAAGCCCCGGUUAUAUAUAAGUCUGCGUUAAUUAAAUCGAUCCGCUAUCUUAUAAUUUAUUAUAAUAUUGAAGAGCAUCGGGAUUCGCAAUCGCCAUGGAAGUUUGGUUCCAAUUAUUUCUAUGAAACCGUUUGCGAAAAGAUACGACAGAUCUUCAUCCAGUAUGUCAACAGUAUGGCCGGCAAUGAGCGUGCUGCAAUGAGCUCUAUGAGAAAUUGGAGCAACAAUACCAGCAACAAUGCGUCGGAUAACAAGAAAGGCGAUACUAAAUCAAUGACGAGCCAGACCAUCGAUCUCGAUAGCAACGAACGGCUCCAUACUAUAUGGGAGAUCUUGCGACUUUACAAUGUUGAUCCGAAGCUAGUGAUACUAGGUACUAACGGUCAACGGACUGACCAAAUAUUGCGUGUUAUUGAAGCUAUGAUUCAAUGCAUGCGCCAACCUAGCCAAUCCAUAACUACACUCGCCACAGAAUGUAUACGAAAGCUGCAUACGUCUGCCUACAUUCCACUUUGGGGUGAACCUAAACAUACCAUGUUCUCGUUUUGGAAAAUAUCGUCCACCAUUGUCCUAUACUUAGCUAAAGAGCUCCUCACCCUCAAAAGUGUUCAGAAUGCCGAAAUAAUAACCUGUAUGCGAACAGUUCACAAAAUACUUACUGAACGAGUUGUUUUCCUCAAAGGUGUAGGCAAGGAGACGGUAUUACAGGGGUGGAAUGCAACAGAAUAUUUGCAAGGAGCUAUUACAAUGGAAGUAGCCUUUCUAAUUUGGCUGAACGCGACCGAUGAAGAUAUUCUACGUAUGGAUAUUGCGUGCAUUAAGGAAUAUUGUAAAGAGAUCGAUUAUCUUUUUGCCAGCAACUCGCACACGGAAGUCGUCGGAUCUCAAGCGCUCAGGGUUCUCUUGGAAAACUAUCCGAUCUAUCUAGAGCUAUCUCUACUGGAUAAGGAGCUAGCGACGGGACGUAAGGGAGCACAAAGACAUAUCUGGCGUCUGCUACGUAUGCUGCCUCACGACUCACCAGCUUCACUUGUUGCUUGGCGAGAAGUUUGGAAAAGAUGGAAGUCGCUCACAGAAUCCUUGACCUCGAUCCAAACACAACAGGGGACGUCCAUUAACGGGCCACGUAGUCCAGGCAGCAGUCGAAGUUUCGGUAGCGGUGGUAGCGGAUCCACAUCUUGUUCAUCAUCCAAUGGUGGCAUGUCAGCAGGACACUUUCAUGUCGGAUCAACUUCAGAUAUACAUGAGCAGCCAUCUUAUCUAGGCAGCAGCAAGAAACGAAACAGGUCGCUAUGGAACUUCAAAGACCGAUAUACCCUGUGGCAUAACUGCACUGGCUUUCUCUCAUCACUUGCUGGUGCCUGUCUAGGGAAGCGAAAUAACGAUCAAAAUGAUGGCAACGAAGAUUACAUUAUGCUUGCGAACGAAGAUACAAACCAGCAAGCUACAGAAUUCAUUCGACUGAUGACACAGCUGUUGUCCUGCAGCGAUGUCUUUGUCCGCGAAAAAACCACCGACAUUCUCAGUAAGGAGCUGUCGCCUGCCGUUCGAACCGCGUUUUUGGAACAACUCGAGCACUCCUUGUCAAGCACUGUGGUUUCGUCUGCUUCAAAAUUGAAUUGCUUUAUGCUUGUCGAACGAACGAGCAAUAUUCUCUGUAGCUAUCUAGAAGAUCUUUCCAAUCAACCGACUACAAGCGCAGCAGUAUCCUCACAGAUAUUUGCCAAUCUCGUCGAUCAAUGUGCGAGUUUUCUUUCAUGCAAACCAGGUGAUACCAACCUAAAUACCGUGGGAAGCGAUAUAACAAGGAUCAGAUUACGAUUCGCCCAUCUUUGCAAAGCUCUUAUGAUUUCCAAAAAUACGAGCUCGUGGAUCAUGAUACAGCGAGAGUUUGCUCUACGCACUAAGCUACUCGGCACUGUAAUCGAGUGGAUAAUUAAUCCUCAAAAUAUGUUUAGUCAAGGUGAUUCUACUGAUAGUCCAGCAAUAACGUCCAGCGACCGAAACAAAACUACUAUUUCAACGGGCGGUACCAUUGGUACUGCGUCUGAUCACACGGCUCAUACUGUAUCGACAUCUCCUUUAAUAAAGGACUUAAACAUUCGGCGCGAGCUAGAAAUGCACUGCAUCCACGCAAUGAUGCUACUUCUUGACGGCCUUCCGCUCCAGCCCACUAUCUUUGGCGCUUUUCCUGGUGCUGAAGAGAUCAAUCAGAAUGUCAAAUGCCACAUGUUCUCUAGGUACUUCACAUACUUUUUCCAUGUCCUUCAGGAGUGCGUUGGUGUCCUUGAUGAACCUUCGAAACUAUCUUUACGAUCAACAAAGGGAAACACCAGUGACACCACUAGUGUGCAAAAGGGUACCAGUGAAGCAGGAAGGAUCCAACAAGCACUCGGUAUUAAAUCUUGUACCGUCCAAGCAAUAGCAAAUCUAAUAAGUGCAAAUUUGGAUGUCGGUUUAAACCAUGCCAUCGCAAAAGUGUAUGAUGAGAGUAUUGGUGUUCGCUCUGCGUUUGUACAAGUGCUUACUGAGGUGCUCAACAAAGGCACCCACUUCGAAAGCCUUUCUGAUACCAUUCAAUUAGAACGAUAUGAGCGGUUACUUGAUAUACUUACCGACGAAUCGAAUGACUUUGGCUUUGCUCAAUUCUUAUGCGAGUCAUGCCCAGCAUCUAAAGCUGAUGUAAUGGCGCGCUGCUUAUUGAAAUGCUUUGCGUCGAAACGAAAAACGGUGAAAUUUUUAAAGGUUAUGAUCGAAAGGGAAAUUCGUCACACUAAUGACGAAGCGGAACUUUUACGCAGAACUACUAUCACGACUCGACUUUUAUCCUAUCUCGCUGAAAGUGUCGGCGCACGAUAUAUUCAGCGUACAUUACACCCCGUGUUUCAAAAGCUUUGUAAAACGACUUUACCAAAGGGGUCAUCGUAUGAAGUCAAUCCAUUGAAGAUCGAAUAUGAUGAAGAAGAAGAUAUAGACCAGAAUAUUGCUAAUGUAUCGCAAGCAGCUGAUAUGAUCCUGACUGUUAUUUGCGAGUCUGCUAAAAUCGCGCCUCGGACCAUACGGCAGUUGUGUCAUUGCAUUGCUGUAUGUGCAGAAUCUCGCUUUUCCGGAGCCACGAACAAAGCAGUUGGUGCUUUUAUAUUUUUACGAUUCUUAUGCCCGGCUAUAGUAUCACCGGAAUCUACUCAUUUCCGUGGCAAAAUCAGUCCGGCUCUUUACCGCGGGCUUCUGAUUGCUGGAAAGGUCGCACAAAACCUGGCCAACAAUGUAUUGUUUGGUGACAAGGAAGAAUACAUGCUUCCACUAAACGACCUACUGACACACAAUAUCUAUCGCGUAACCCGCUUUCUACGCGAUAUCUCGAAGGAAUUAAACCAUAAUGAGGGUGUAGAAGAAGCAGAGGACGAGUUUGAAGACGAUCCAAUGAAUGACGGCGACUUUUGCUUGCUUCACCAUGUGCUUAUUGACAAUAUGCAAGCCAUGUCCCACCAUUUGUACACAAAGAAUACCCCCAGCAUCAGCCAUAAAACGAAGGCUGUCGAUCAUGCAAUUUUGGAAGGAAUGAUAUUACAUGGUCAGUUCGAAUGUGUGUCUAAUUUACUUGCCCACCUCGGUAGUCCACCUGACAUGGGCCGCAAAAAAUCAUCGGAUUUUUGUCUGCGCGGAAGACCGCUCAAUUUUGCAAGUCAAGCUUACAAUGAUUUCAUGCGACGAAACAACGACCGAUAUGUCGAUGAUGUAAUGGCAAAGAAGAUUGUUUAUGAAGCAGGAAGGUCGAGAGCUGGAAGACCAGUGCUUUACUUUAUCUUACGUCGCAUCCACGUUCACGACACGGAUUUUGAUUCAUUGAUGUACCUAAUUCUCAGGACCAUGGAAGUGCUAUCUGCUGAACCAUUUGAGAUAGUGGUUGAUUUUACAAUGUACACCACCGAACUGAAUAGCUCGCCUGAUCAAAAAUGGUUCUAUCGACUUGCCCAACUGACUCCUCGUGAAAUCUAUAAUAACAUUGCUGCCAUAUAUGCAUUUAAUGCCAAUGUUGACAUUGCCCGAUUUUUCAAGCGAGAUAUAUCCAAGCCUGUUCGUGAAUUCUUUAGCAAGUUUCAAUUUUAUGCAUCCGAGACGGACCUUCAUCGAUAUAUACAUCCAAAAGAAUUACAUUUGCCAGAAACUGAAGCCGAGUUGAGUACGGAUGCUCUAGUAACUGUCAAUGCAGUUCGUCAUAUGGUCAGCAAUAACAACGAAAAGGUGAUCCCGGUGGUUAUUAAAUUGACGCAUCGCUAUAUCCAAGUUACUACCGCAAAACGACAAAAAUUAUUCUCUGGUUGCACUGCCAUUCUAAACGACGUUUAUGCUAUAUCCGAAAUUGAGGAUCCGUUUCUUGGGCUUACAACCAUGGAUGCAUCUCAUGAAAUUCGCUUCAAAAAUAGUAAAACCCAGUCAGUAAUCACUUUCUCUACGACAUCAAGCCAUGACGCUGCACAGUUUAUAUUUGUACUCAAGAACUUAAAGAGCCGUGCGGACGCUCCUCCAUCUCCUGAAAACAGCAAAAUGAUACCGCCUGUUAGCGCUAUUCGACCAUAUGAUAUUCCGGGCAUGCUUCUUAAUAUCGUUUUUCACAAUAUGGGGAGCCCAAAUGAAGAGUUACGCCAUUCCUCUUAUAGUCUUCUAUGUGCGUUGAGCGAAAGCUUCCAUUUCGCACUGGCGAAUCAGUUUGUGGAAACUAAAGGCGUUUGUAUCCCUAAGAAUGACAUAUCUUGGAUUGUGGGAAUAAGUACUAAACUUGCACUCACUCAACAAGAAGCGACGCUCGAGCUAGUUCGAGAAUGGUUUGUCGGUUUCGAAAAGUCAACCGAGUCGGAGCAGCGUCUGUGUAUCGAGUAUAUAGCCCCAUGGCUGGCCAAUCUUGCUAGGAUUUAUACUCAAUGGAAAGGGCGUGAAGAGAUAGCAACCAAGACCAAAGAGAUUUUACACAUGAUGAUUGAGUUGACUGUCAAAGCGAAAGAAGCGAUUCGACAUCUCGUUCUAUCCAACAUAUGGAAACGAAUCGGUGAAAAUAACGUGGAUGGUAGCACGUUUAUUGAUCUAGUGCUAAGUGCGGUUACUGAAUAUGCAUAUGAGCAUGGUGGGGUUGGAUCAAUCCAGACCGAAAUCAUGACUGACAUUGUCGUCGCCAUGUUCAACAUGGCUGUAUGCGCCAAGAUACUUUCGCGAUUACACCACAUCUUUCUGCACUCUGCCUUCAGCUGGACACAUAAACUUGUCAAUCAUCCAUUUUGGCGAGCGAAAAUUACCAUCAUGGUCCGAUUUAUGCUCAUGGGAACUUUUCACUACCGUGGUCCAAUCAGACAGUGCACGCCAGAGAUGAUGCAUGUUAUUUCCAUAAUCGCUUGCAUUGGAACGACAUUGGAGCGAGAGACAGUACAUAGCAUGAUGGUUAACUUUAACCAGGCUUUGUGCACUAUUGAACCUGUGGAUACCGAAAAAGCGAGGCAGAUGCUCGAAAAACUAAGCAACAAUUCUGCAAUGCGAACACGGUUACUUUUCGGGCUCACCAAGACCUAUGCAACACCGUACACCGCAACAAUGGAAACGACGACCGAUACAGUCGAAUCAGUGGAUCUGUAUGCAGUGGAAGCACUUGUCGAGCACUUGAUCGACGGUAUCCAAAUUGUCGCACCCAAUACGGAUAUAUUAAACGCGUGGAAAGCACGAUGGCUCAGUCUAGCAUGUAGUCUAGCUUUUCAAUUCAAUCCGGCAGUCCAGCCACGGGCGCUCAUUGUUAUUGGAUGUCUCGCACGCGAGGGCAUAGACGACGAACUAAUAUUCCAAAUUUUAAACUUGCUUCAACAUGCAGUGGCAGAGGCCCACUUUGAACUCGCUCAAGGUAUCAUCAUGUGCUUGCGACGCAUCGUUUGCAGCGUUCCACGGGAUUCAUGCUACCUACUGCCGCUCUUUUGGAUUGCCCUAGCGCUCGUACAAGUUGAUUAUCGUCCUCUUUAUGCAGCUACUCUAGAGCUGCUUGCUGGUGUACUCCAUACCCUUCAAGAGUAUCGCAUGAUUGACGGUGGUGAUAGGAACCCUGCUAAGUUACUGCUAUCUAUCCGUCAAGGAGAUAUUACGCAAGAGUACGACCGAGAACUAGGCGUCAAUUUCGAGCAGUAUUUUUCGUUUGCAGUGGCCACAGUCCUGUUGAAGCCUAGCAUACAUAAUGUCGAGAUGGUCAGAACUCUGAGGCCAAAGCUGGAAGACUUUCUAAACAUUGAAAUCAACCGGUACAAUGGAUGUGACAACGGAAACAAUUUAAUUCCGGUCAGUGCGUUGGGCUAUGUAGCUGCACUAUUGCCGGAUAUUGCCGCGGACGAAAACAUGUUACGGAAGCUGGGUCUGGAUGGGCCGACCGGCAUAUUGAAGAAGCUCCGGAUACCGGACAAGACAGCUGAGAUAUUGUUCAUCACGUUGUUGUCGAUCCAACUAUCAUCACAUGACAAACAGCGUAAAUUACGCAUAUAUGACUUUUUGGCAGAGGCUGCAGUCGUCAUGCCUGAUACAUUUUGUAUUGUAUACGAGAUGAUAGCGUCAAAAAUGAACAAGGUGUUGGUCAACUCGACGGAUUUGGAGUUUGUCAGUCGAGUUGAAUCCAUCCUUCUUACUGUUUGCUCAAGCAUUCCCACUGACUCAUCUGAGCGGGCAAAGCGAAGAUACAAAUUGUCACUUGAACAGGCUGGAUUUACUGCGCUGAUAGAUUUGCAUAGUCCACGUAAACGGGAUAUAAUCAGCAAUGCAAUGCUCUCAAGCAGACUUGUAAAGCAUGUCAUUGAAACCAGCAGUUAGAGCACACAUAAAGUUUGUUUUUUAAAAUAGGAUUUUAUUAUCACUACUACAGCAAGUUUCGAGAUGAGAAUGAGAAAUACUAUUUUUAAAGAGC